GUGACGCACCGUCCCCUGUCUUCAGGUUCCGGCGACCGCGAGCCCCUGCCCAUGACCACGGCGGCGAUGGCCGAGCAGGUGCGGGCACUGCGAGCCGAGGCGGCUCCGGGAAUCCGCCUCCUCGCCGGCCUGCGAUCGCUGGAAGUGGAGAACGCGUACGUGCGCCUCUGGUCCAACCGGUCGGGUGUGGCGGCGUCGGCCAACCUGGCCUACGAGUGGGUACGCCGCGCCGGCCUGGACGGCAUCGCCCUCACCAACCUGGUCGUGGGACGACACACCGUCGACGUGUACGUGGAUUUCCUCAAGGUGUCGUCGCUGGCCACGAUUCGUCGCCUGGGCGUGCCACGUAGCCAGACAUGCGUGUCCAUAAGCCUGGCCGUGAUGCGGUUUCUGCUGUACGACCGGCCAAGGCGCUUAGGACAGGUCUGCCACAACUACUUCCCCGAGGCAUACUCAAUGCACUGCCGGGAGUGGACGGAAAUACGGUACGAGCGGGGCGCGGUUGCCAACACGGCGCUCGUCCACCGGCGUGCCAUGGCCGUCGCCGAGAUCAUGGACAGUUUCGACAACGAAACCACGCUCGCCCACAAGGUUAAGGCGCUCGUCCGCAAUGCCGGCAUCCCUUGCGUGGCCGCCUACAACGUCGAGCUGGACGACGCCACGGGUAUCUGCGAGUCCGAGACGCCCUACUCGAGGCUCACCGCAGUGGCCACUGCGUUGCGCGGCACGACGCUCACGAAGCGCACUACAGCGGCGCCUCCGAAACCCGUGCCGCGCAAGGCUAUCGCUAAAGGCCACAGCGCCGCCGAGACAUCGCCGACUGUGGCGCCACACCACCGCCAUCGAAUGCGCAAACGGGUCUUGGUGGCCGUUAAAAAAAAGCGGCGCCAUUAGCAGGCAUGCUAGCAGGGACUCUGACGCUAGUGCCUACCUGCAGACUCUAUGCGCGGUCUUAGGAUUGCAAUAUUUAGCGGUAAUCUCAUUUUUAUGGGCUAGAGUGUGGCAUUUAAUCUCAUGCUAUGUAUUAGUUUAUAUCGUAAAUACAGCUCUCAUGUGAUCACGCUUAUAAAAACUCCAUUGCGUACUUUACGAAUUUGCGCAAUCCUUCAUGCCUGUGAUAUGCUGUUGAUGUUUGUUAGAGUUUCAGAUACUUGGUGCGGUUUGUUGUGGUUUAAAUAUUGAGCGGUAAUAAUGUUCUGUUGAUAUUUAUGUGCUCAAGUGCGAUAUUUAAUCUUACGCUAUGUAUCUGUUUAUAUUGCAAAUACAGCUCUCAUGUAAUCACAUCCUAUAAGGAUUAUGUGCACUAGUUU
This is a messenger RNA of Rhipicephalus sanguineus (brown dog tick), 1310 nucleotides long. RefSeq lists its product as uncharacterized. The coding region runs from base 52 to 894 and encodes 280 amino acids. Lineage: Eukaryota; Metazoa; Arthropoda; Arachnida; Ixodida; Ixodidae. The transcript is spliced from 4 exons. The record is from RefSeq and is a predicted model, not a curated record.